AUGCAACAACUGCAAGAAGCACCACCAUCACUGGUGUUCUCCUGUCAGUUCACAGGAACAGAGGAGCUUCAUGGCGUUUCCAUUCGAUCGGCCAUUUCACCUCAACAAUGUAAUCCACAAUCCAUAAACACCAAACCUCAAUAUGUAAAGGAAGUUGAAACACCCCACUUACUGCAUAAAGUAAAUGUUCUUCAUAAGAACCAAACAAGGAAAGACAUAACUUUUCAAGGGAAAGUUUUAGAAAGAACCAAACAAUUGGCAAUCAAUUUAGAUCAACACUGGGGACAAUCACAUAUUUUGCUUUGCCCCCGCCGUGCAUGCAUUGCAUAA
This is a messenger RNA of Dovyalis caffra, 330 nucleotides long. NCBI's taxonomy places the organism in Eukaryota, Viridiplantae, Streptophyta, Magnoliopsida, Malpighiales, Salicaceae. The record is from the annotation of a GenBank genome assembly.